Cercospora beticola is the source of this 1869-nucleotide messenger RNA. RefSeq names its product MFS transporter. Gene Ontology annotation, biological process: transmembrane transport. Gene Ontology annotation, cellular component: plasma membrane. The record is from RefSeq and is a predicted model, not a curated record. NCBI's taxonomy places the organism in Eukaryota, Fungi, Ascomycota, Dothideomycetes, Mycosphaerellales, Mycosphaerellaceae. Gene Ontology annotation, molecular function: transmembrane transporter activity.
CUACCGUUCGUCAUGAACGUUGGUCGCUUUGUCAGUCAAGCGCGUCAAACAUCGCUGGCACGAUUGUGCGCUUGAUAAGACAGCUCACACCACGAUCAAUGGAACAUUGCCACUUCAGUCAUGGAUCCAGAAAAAGAUAUCGAGCAAGCCUCAAUGCGAGGUCGACCAUUUGAACAGGUCGAAGAACCGCAACUCGAUGAUGACGACGACAGAAGUUCACGCAGCGUCGCGCGACAGCGUACGAACGCUUCCAGCACCAAUUCAGCAUUGGCGCCACCUCUCAGACUUGCACGAAGCCGAUCCUCAGCGCGGUCCCAGCGCUCUUACCACUUGCAGGAUGGAUACACAUUCCACCAGGACGAUGACGAAACAGCGCACAGUGCAAAGGAAGCUGAACGGUCACCAAGCGGCGACAAGGACUUCGAAGUCCGCUUCGAUGGAGAUGCGGACCCAUACAGUCCCAAGAAUCUACCGACAUGGCGCAAAUGGAUCAUCGUUGCCAUUGUCUCUGCCAGUUCACUGUGCGUGACAUGCGCAAGCGCAAUGUAUACCUCCACGUAUCGGCAACUCGAGGUCGAUUUCCACGUGUCGCGACUCGGCGCAACUGUCGGUUUGACGACCUUUGUAUGUGGUCUGGGCCUGGGACCCAUGUUCCUCAGCCCCCUGUCUGAGUUCUAUGGAAGGAGGAUCAUCUACAUCUGCGCCUUUGGCAUGUAUCUGAUCUGGCUUAUUCCUUGCGCGGUCGCACCCAACAUUGCCACCAUGCUGGUUGCCAGAUUCUUGGAUGGACUUGCCGGAAGCGCCUUCCUGAGUGUUGCUGGUGGCACCGUCGGCGACAUGUUUCGCAAGGACCAGCUUAGCGCGCCUAUGAUGAUUUACACUGCCAGUCCGUUCGUUGGUCCAGAACUCGGACCAGUGGUUGGAGGUUUCAUCAAUCAAUUCGCAGACUGGCGCUGGACUUUCUACGUGCUCAUCAUCUGGGCCGGCCUACAGUGGAUCCUCAUCGUAAUUUUUGUUCCUGAAACCUACGCUCCAGUCCUCCUGCGGCGCAAAGCCCAAAAACUUCGCAAAGAAACUGGAGACCAACGAUGGAAAGCGCCAAUCGAAGUCAUGGACCGCUCGGUCCUACAGACAGUUCUCUGGUCCUGCAUCCGCCCCUUCCAACUCCUCUUCUUUGAGCCGAUGUGUCUGAACCUUUGCCUCCUCUCAGCCAUUCUCCUCGGAAUCCUCUACCUCUUUUUUGGCGCCUUCGCCGUCGUCUUUCAAAACAACCAUAACUUCAAUCAAUGGCAGACUGGUCUCACAUUCCUCGGAAUCUUCGUCGGAAUGAUCGCAGGCGUCUCGUGCGACCCCCUCUGGCGCAAACGCUACAUUGGGCUCGUUGCACAGAACAGCGGCGUCAGCGAGCCGGAGUUCCGCCUCCCACCUACCAUUCUCGGAGCCGUCAUCGUCCCUCUGUCACUGUUCGGCUUCGGAUGGACGACGUAUAGCCAUGUGCACUGGAUCGUGCCGGUUAUGUUCUCCGCUUUCUUCGGGCUGGGAAACAUUUUCUGCUUCAGCGGUAUCUUCACAUUUCUUGUGGAGACGUACCCACUCUAUGCUGCUUCCGCACUGGCAGCGAACAGUUUUGCGCGGUCGACCUUCGCGGCUGGGUUUCCAUUAUUCGGCGUACAAAUGUAUGAGAAGUUGGGAUACCAGUGGGCAAGUUCCUUGCUGGCUUUCAUUGCGUUGGCUAUGACGCCAUUCCCGUUCUUGUUCUUCAAGAUUGGCAAGAGAUUGAGGGCGAAUUCAAAAUUUGCGAGUCCAGGAUGAGAAAGUAUAGACAGGUUGUGCUAGGGAAGAACUCAAGUUCUGCUGAGGCCAUCGUGG